Penicillium pulvis is the source of this 1179-nucleotide messenger RNA. It is a transcript of the gene cspA, whose product is annotated as putative cell surface protein. The coding region runs from base 1 to 1179 and encodes 392 amino acids. The record is from RefSeq and is a predicted model, not a curated record. Lineage: Eukaryota; Fungi; Ascomycota; Eurotiomycetes; Eurotiales; Aspergillaceae. The transcript has 2 exons.
AUGAUCCAGUCCAUUGCUCUUCUUGGCCUCGUUGCCACCCCGGCCUUUGCUGGUGUCAUGCAGGUCCGUGGUGAGGCUCACUCCGCUGCUGCCCAGAGCUCUGCUGGUCACGUUGAGGCGUGGGGUAACAGCUGGAGCCGUCCUGCCGACGAGCACGAGUCGUGGACCACUCCCUGCUCCACCAGCACUACUCCCACCCCGGCAAGCACCACCACCACCCCGGCGAGCACCACCACUCCGUGCACCUACUCGACUACUCCCACCCCGGAGUCCAGCUCUACCCCGUGCACCACUCCCACCACUACUCCCAGCUCUACCCCGGAGUCUAGCUCUACCCCGUGCACCACUCCCACCACCACCCCUACCUCGGUCUCUACCCACCACACCAAGCCUCCUCACACUCCUGUGAUCCCUGGCACCACUAAGACCAUCACCAUCGUCACCACCACCUGCCCUGUGACCUCGUCGGUUGUUACCUCUGGUACUUCGACCUUCACUGUCCCUGUCACCGAGACCAGCACCAUCACUCUCACCAAGACCACUGUCUGCACUGCUUGCGAGGAGAAGCCCAUGACCUUCGCCAACGCUACUAUCCCCGCCACUGUUCCCGGCACUGCUCCCGGCACUGCCGUUGUGGUCCCCACUACCUCUGCUGUUGUUGUGCCCGGCUCCUCGGUCGUCCCCGCUGUCUCCACUGCUGAGGCUUCCACCGUCCCCGCUGUGGCUUCUUCCGUCCCCGCUGAGUCUGCCUCCGUCCCUGCUGAGGCUUCCUCCGUGCCCGCUGAGUCUGCCUCUGUUCCCGCUGGCUCUGCCUCCGUCCCCGCUGAGACCCAGGCUGCUUCCACUGCCGCUGUCCCUGCUGAGUCUGCCUCCGUGCCUGCUGGAACCGCUGCUGUGCCCGCUGAGUCUGCCUCCGUCCCUGCUGGAUCCGCCGCUGUCCCCGCUGAGACCCAGGCUGCUUCCACUGCCGCUGUCCCUGCUGAGUCUGCCUCUGUCCCUGCUGGAUCUGCCGCUGCCGAGACUCCCGCUGCCACUGCUGUCUCCGUGCCCUCCGGAUCUGCCUCCGUGCCCACCACUGAGCAGACCAGCGCCCCCGGCACCUUCACUGGUGCCGCCUCCAGCAUCAAGCCCGCUGCCGGUCUCUUGGCUGGUGUUGUCGGUCUCUUCGCUCUGCUGUAA